AGUGGUAACAUUGACGAAAGAGGAUUGAUGUGAGAUGUGUAUCGAACGAAAGAUUUUUCUUGGAAACUUGUAAAAAGUGCUUGAGAAACAUAAUUUAGAAGUAUUAGUGCAUCAUUAACAUUGCUGAUAACAAGACGCACCUAACAUGGAGCAGAUACCACCACCAAAGGAGGUGAAAAUCCUUGAGACGGCAGAGGAUAUUCAAGAGCGACGUGAACAGGUGCUUAACCGCUAUGAGGACUUCAAGCAAGAGGCGCGUGCUAAGCGCGAGAAGCUCGAGGACUCCCGUCGCUUCCAGUACUUCAAGCGCGACGCUGACGAACUCGAAUCCUGGAUCCAGGAGAAGCUCCAGGCAGCCAGUGAUGAGAGCUACAAAGAUCCCACUAACCUGCAGGCAAAGAUACAAAAGCACCAAGCCUUCGAGGCCGAAGUUGCGGCGCACUCCAACGCGAUCGUGGUACUGGACAACACCGGCAGCGAGAUGAUCUCGGCCGGCCACUUCGCCUCUGAGACCAUCCGGAAGAGGCUGGACGAAUUACACAGACUGUGGGAGUUGCUCCUCUCGAGACUCGCAGAGAAGGGCAUGAAGUUACAGCAGGCGUUGGUGCUGGUACAGUUCCUGCGCCACUGCGACGAAGUUAUGUUCUGGAUUCAUGAUAAGGAAACAUUCGUAUGCGCCGACGAGUUCGGCUCAGACCUGGAACACGUUGAAGUACUGCAGCGCAAGUUCGAUGAAUUCCAAAAGGACAUGGCGGCCCAGGAAUACCGCGUCACCGAAGUUAACCAGCUGGCUGAGAGACUCGUGCUCGAGGGACAUCCCGAGCGAGAGACCAUCGUUAAGAGAAAAGACGAGCUCAACGAAGCGUGGCAGCGUCUUCGCCAGAUGGCGUUGAUGCGCCAGGAACGCCUGUUCGGCGCGCACGAGAUCCAGCGGUUCAACCGCGAUGCUGACGAGACCAUCGCCUGGAUCUCCGAAAAGGACGUCGUACUGGGCUCCGAUGAUUAUGGCCGCGACCUCGCCACCGUUCAGACGCUGCAGCGUAAACACGAGGGCGUUGAGCGUGACCUAGCUGCCCUGGAAGACAAGGUGGCUACCCUCGACGGAGAGGCCGCGCGCCUGGCAGCCAUCCACGCCGACCACGCGCCCGCCAUCCACUCCAAGCGGGACGAGAUCACGCAGGCAUGGCAGAGACUUGUGCAGAAAGCUCAGGAACGCCGCACCGAGCUGGAGUCGUCUUACGCGUUGCACCGUUUCCUGGCUGAUUACCGCGACCUGAUCUCCUGGAUGAGCGACAUUCGCGCGCUCAUCGCGGCCGACGACCUCGCAAAAGACGUGCCCGGGGCGGAGGCUCUGCUCGAACGACACCAGGAGCAUAAGGGUGAAAUGGACGCGCGCGAAGACGUGAUGAACGCAUGCGUGGUCAGCGGACAGGCGUUGGUCGAGGGGGGACACCGCGGCUCGGCGGAGGUCCAGUCGGCGCUGGACACAUUGCACCGCGACCGCGCGGCCCUGCACGCACUGUGGGAGCAGCGCCGCGUGCUCUACCUACAGUGCAUGGACCUGCAGUUGUUCUACCGCGACACGGAACAAGCCGACGCCUGGAUGCACAAGCAAGAGGCUUUCCUUGCCAACGAGGAUGUAGGUGACUCUCUAGACUCAGUUGAAGCGUUGCUAAAGAAACACGAAGAUUUCGAGAAGUCUCUGGCCGCCCAAGAGGAAAAGAUCAAGGCUUUAGACGAGUUUGCUACGAAACUUAUCGAAGGACAACAUUAUGCCGCAGAUGAUGUUGCACAGCGCAGAGAGAUGCUUCUCGAACGUCGCGCAGCUCUCCUAGAGAAGUCAAGCCAACGCCGCGCCCUUUUGGAAGACGCUUACAAAUAUCAGCAGUUUGAACGUGACUGUGACGAGACCAAAGGUUGGAUCAACGAGAAGCUGAAGUUCGCCACUGACGACUCUUACUUGGACCCCACGAACUUGAAUGGCAAAGUGCAGAAGCAUGGCAACUUCGAGCAAGAGCUGCAGGCGAAUAAACCGCGCGUCGACGAGAUCAACGCUCUCGGCUCUAAGCUGCUUGAACAGGAGCAUUUUGCUAGACCUCAAAUCGAGUCUCGCGUGGACGAACUGGGAUCCCUCUGGGAGAGGCUGGUGCAAGCAUCGGAGCUGAAGGGAAGCAAACUGCAAGAGGCGGCCGCGCAACAGCAAUUCAACCGCGCUUCCGAGGACAUUGAGCUGUGGCUGUCUGAAGUUGAAGGACAACUGCUCAGCGAGGAUUACGGCAAGGACUUGACAAGCGUGCAGAACCUCCAAAAGAAGCACGCUCUACUAGAGGCGGAUGUUAGCUCGCACGCGGAACGCAUCGACGCACUGCGCGAAACGGCCGAACAGUUUAUUGAGCGAGGACACUUCGACGCAGACAAUAUCAAGGCCAAGAGGGAUGCCCUGGUUGCUCGCUACGCAGCCCUUGAUAAGCCAAUGGCGGUGCGCAAGCGCAGGCUACUCGACUCUCUGCAAGCGCAGCAACUGUUCCGCGACCUCGACGACGAGGCCGCGUGGAUCCGCGAGAAGGAACCCAUCAUCGCUUCUACCAAUAGAGGUCGGGACCUCAUCGGCGUACAGAACCUGAUGAAGAAGCAUCAAGCCGUAAUGGGUGAAAUGGCUCAACACGAAGCCCGCGUGGAGGCGGUCCGCGCGGCCGGCGCCGCUCUGCGGGACGCGGGCCACUUCGCCGCCGCGGAUAUCGCCGCCCGCCUACACGCACUGCACUCUACCUGGACCCAGCUGCAAGAAAAAGCUCUCCAGCGCAAACAAGAUUUAGAGGACUCCCUUCAAGCGCAGCAAUACUUCGCUGAUGCCAACGAGGCGGAAUCGUGGAUGCGCGAGAAAGAACCCAUGGCAAACACUCAGGACUACGGCAAGGAUGAGGACUCCUCUGAGGCCUUAUUGAAGAAGCACGAGGCCCUGUUGUCUGAUCUCGAGGCCUUUGGUAACACCAUCAAGGCUUUGCGGGAACAGGCCAACUCUUGUCGCCAACAAGAGUCGCCAGUGGUGGACGUGUCGGGCAAAGAGUGUGUGGUCGCCCUUUACGACUAUGCGGAGAAAUCCCCACGUGAGGUGUCCAUGAAGCGCGGCGAUGUUCUCACCCUGCUCAACUCGAACAACAAGGAUUGGUGGAAGGUGGAAGUCAAUGACAGGCAAGGCUUUGUGCCAGCCGCCUACGUUAAAAAGAUCGACGCUGGACUGUCUUCGUCGCAGCAGAAUCUCGCGGACUCUAGUUCUAUUGCAGCCAGGCAGAACCAGAUCGAAGGACAAUACGACAACCUGCUGGGAUUGGCUCGAGAACGCCAAAACAAACUCAACGAGACCGUUAAGGCGUACGUACUUGUUAGAGAGGCGGCUGAACUUGCAACAUGGAUCAAGGACAAGGAGAUGCACGCUCAAGUGCAAGACGUGGGCGAAGAUCUGGAGCAGGUGGAGGUGAUGCAGAAGAAGUUCGACGACUUCCAGAACGACCUGCGCGCCAACGAAGUGCGCCUUGCUGAGAUGAACGAGAUCGCCGUGCAGCUCAUGACUGUAGGCCAGACCGAAGCCGCGCUCAAAAUCAAGACUCAGAUGCAGGAAUUGAACUCAAAAUGGACAUCCCUGCAACAACUAACAUCUGAACGAGCUGCCCAACUGGGCUCCGCGCAUGAAGUGCAACGGUUCCACCGGGACGUGGAUGAGACUAAGGACUGGAUCGCUGAGAAGGAGGCCGCACUUGCCUCCGAUGACCUUGGACGCGACCUUCGUUCCGUGCAAACUCUGCAACGUAAACACGAGGGCCUGGAGCGUGACCUGGCCGCAUUGGGCGACAAGAUCCGCCAGCUGGAUGACACCGCCAACCGCCUCAUGUCCACUCACGGCGACUCCGCCGAUGCCACUUACAGCAAGCAGCGGGAGAUCAACGAGGCCUGGCAACAGUUGCAGGCGCGGGCCAACGCUCGCAAGGAGAAACUGCUCGAUUCAUAUGACUUACAGAGAUUCUUGUCAGAUUGUCGCGAUCUUAUGGCAUGGAUAAACUCCAUGAUGGCUCUCGUGAGCUCAGAGGAAUUGGCUAACGAUGUCACGGGUGCUGAAGCUCUUCUUGAACGACACCAGAGCCAGCGCUUGGAGAUAGACGCUCGUUACGGCAUACUGCCGCAGGAACACCGCACGGAAAUGGAUGCACGCGCGGGCACUUUCCAGGCUUUGGAACUGUUCGGGCAACAGCUGUUGCAGGGUGGGCACUACGCCAGCCUCGAUAUACAGGACAAGCUUAACGCCAUGGCAGAUGCACGCCAAGACCUCGAAAAGGCGUGGGUAGCAAGGCGUAUGAAGCUCGACCAGAACUUGGAGCUGCAACUGUUCUACCGCGAUUGCGAACAAGCGGAGGCCUGGAUGGGCGCCCGCGAGGCCUUCCUCGCGCCCGCAGUCGACACGCCCGACGCGGCGGACAACGUCGAACAACUCAUCAAGAAGCACGAAGACUUUGACAAGGCGAUCAACGCACAUGAAGAAAAAAUCGCUCAAUUGCAAACUCUAGCUGAUCAGCUGAUAGCGUCGGACCACUACGCCGCAGAUCCCAUCGACAAAAAGCGAGUCCAAGUGCUCGACCGCUGGCGUCAUCUCAAGGAAGCCCUUAUCGAGAAGCGAUCCAGAUUGGGUGACGAGCAAACUCUGCAACAAUUCUCGCGGGAUGCUGAUGAAAUGGAGAACUGGAUCGCGGAGAAAUUGCAACUAGCCACUGAAGAGAGUUACAAGGACCCGGCCAACAUCCAAUCCAAACACCAAAAGCACCAAGCGUUCGAAGCCGAACUGGCCGCGAAUGCCGAGCGUAUACAAUCAGUAUUGGCUAUGGGAGGCAACUUGGUACAACGCGGACAGUGUAGCGGCAGCGAAGACGCCGUACAGGCUCGCUUGGCAUCCAUCGCCGACCAAUGGGAGUUCCUAACGCAAAAGACCACGGAGAAGUCUCUGAAACUGAAGGAGGCCAACAAACAACGCACAUAUAUCGCCGCCGUCAAGGACCUCGACUUUUGGCUUGGAGAGGUUGAGAGCCUCCUCACAUCGGAAGACUCUGGAAAAGAUUUGGCAUCAGUGCAGAACCUAAUGAAGAAGCAUCAACUUGUUGAAGCUGAUAUUCAAGCUCAUGAAGACAGGAUCAGUGACAUGAACGCACAGGCGGACGCCCUGGUGUCGUCUGGUCAGUUCGACAGCGCGGGCAUCGGCGCUCGCCGCUCCGCCAUCAACGAACGAUUCGAACGAGUGCGUGCGUUGGCUGCGCACCGACGCGCCCUGCUGCAUGAGGCCAACACUCUGCACCAGUUCUUCAGGGACAUCGCCGAUGAGGAGUCCUGGAUCAAGGAGAAGAAACUUCUCGUGGCAUCGGAUGACUACGGCCGCGAUUUGACCGGAGUACAGAACCUCCUGAAGAAGCACAAGCGUCUUGAGGCCGAGUUGGCCAGCCACGAGCCGGCAGUACAAGCCGUGCAAGAGGCUGGCGAGAAGUUAAAGGACGUGAGCAACGUAGGCGUGGCUGAGAUCGAACAGCGCCUCCGCGCUUUGGCGCAGGCUUGGGAAGCGCUGCAAGCGCUGGCGGCGGAGCGGGGAGCCAAACUGCAGCAGUCAUUGGCAUACCAACAGUUCCUCGCCAAGCUCGACGAAGAGGAGGCUUGGAUUAGUGAGAAGCAGCAGCUGGUGGUGGUGAGCGAGUGCGGCGACAGCAUGGCCGCCGUGCAGGGCCUGCUUAAAAAGCACGAGGCGCUGGAGGCAGAGCUGGCGGCUCGCGGGGAGCGCGUGCGCGACCUCACGGCGGAGGGCGAAGCGCUACUGGCAGCCGGGAACCUGCACUCCGAAGCGCUGGCGCACCGCUUGCACGGGCUACAGGCAAAACUGGAGAAGUUGACAUCAUUGGCCGCUCGUCGCAAGGCUGCCCUGGUGGACAACUCUGCCUACCUGCAACUGCUGUGGAAGGCCGACGUCGUGGAGUCGUGGAUCGCGGAUAAGGAGACGCACGUGCGUUCCGAUGAAUUCGGUCGAGAUCUGUCCACCGUCCAAACUCUGCUCACCAAGCAAGACACUUUCGAUGCCGGUCUGACAGCGUUCGAGCACGAGGGCAUCCAGAACAUAACCGCACUGAAAGAGCAACUUGUGGCGGCGGGCCACGAGCAAAGCGCCGCCAUUUCCCGACGCCACGGUGACGUCAUAGCGCGCUGGCAACGCCUGCUCGCAGACUCGGCCGCGCGCAAACAACGCUUGUUGCAGCUCCAGGACCAGUUCCGACAGAUCGAGGAGCUGUACCUCACUUUCGCGAAGAAGGCAUCCGCGUUCAACUCGUGGUUCGAAAAUGCGGAAGAGGAUUUGACCGACCCCGUGCGAUGCAACUCCAUUGAAGAGAUCAGAGCAUUGAGAGAUGCACACGCACAAUUCCAGGCGUCGCUGUCGUCGGCGCAAAGCGACUUCGAGGCGCUGGCGGCGCUGGACGCGCAGAUCAAGUCGUUCAACGUGGGCGCCAACCCCUACACCUGGUUCACCAUGGAGGCGCUCGAGGAGACCUGGCGCAACCUGCGCAAGAUUAUAGCGGAACGCGACGUUGAGCUGACGAAGGAGGCCCAGCGUCAAGAGGAGAACGACAAACUGCGCAAAGAGUUCGCCAAGCACGCCAACGCGUUCCACCAGUGGCUCACCGAGACGCGGUACCGGCUGCUAGGCUGGGACGGCACAUCGAUGAUGGAGGGCACGGGAUCACUGGAAGCCCAGUUGGCCACGCUCCGGCAACGCGCCACGGAGGUGCGAGCUCGACGCUCCGACCUGCGGCGUCUGGAAGAACUAGGUGCGGCACUGGAGGAGCAUUUGAUCCUGGACAAUCGCUACACGGAGCACAGCACAGUGGGCCUGGCCCAGCAGUGGGACCAGCUCGACCAGCUGUCCAUGCGCAUGCAACACAACCUGGAGCAACAGAUCCAGGCCAGGAACCACUCUGGUGUGAGCGAGGACGCCCUGAAGGAGUUCUCGAUGAUGUUCAAACACUUCGACAAGGACCGCUCGGGGCGUCUCAACCACCACGAGUUCAAGUCUUGCCUGCGCGCGCUCGGGUACGACCUGCCCAUGGUCGAGGAGGGACAACCUGACCCGGAGUUCGAGGCUAUACUCAAUGUGGUCGAUCCGAACCGCGACGGCCAAGUGUCCCUGCAAGAGUACAUGGCGUUCAUGAUAAGCAAGGAAACCGAAAACGUGCACUCGUCCGAGGAGAUCGAGAACGCGUUCCGCGCCAUCACGGCGCACCAGGACCGCGCCUACGUCACCAAGGACGAACUAUACGCCAACCUCACCAAGGAGAUGGCGGACUAUUGCGUGGCGCGCAUGAAACCCUUCGUGGAGCCGAAGUCGGAGCGCCCCAUCCCGAACGCGCUCGACUACAUAGACUUUACGCGCACGCUCUUCCAGAACUAAUGCGACAAGCUUCGAUCUAUGCUUCUGCCGCGCAGUUGUGCUUUAUUAUAUUGUAACUUAUUAAAUCACGGUACAAAAGA
Molecule: messenger RNA, 7548 nt
Organism: Pararge aegeria (speckled wood butterfly)
Lineage: Eukaryota; Metazoa; Arthropoda; Insecta; Lepidoptera; Nymphalidae
Gene: alpha-Spec
Product: spectrin alpha chain
Exons: 47
Coding region: 146-7468 (2440 amino acids)
Biological process (GO): actin cytoskeleton organization
Cellular component (GO): plasma membrane; cell projection; cell junction
Molecular function (GO): calcium ion binding; actin filament binding
Source: RefSeq, a predicted model, not a curated record